AUGAAGGCACUAGUAGCUUUAAUAUUGCUUGUUCAGCUUCCAAUUCACAAAGCUGUACCAGCAGCUCCUCCUGCUCCCUUGGGCUGCGAUGACCCAGAAUCUGAAGCAGCAGCUGAAGUAGCUGUGAAUUAUAUUAAUGCCCACAGUCACCACGGAUACAGGUUUGCCUUAAACAGAAUCAAGAACAUCCGUGUGAUACCCCAGGGCCUGAAUAAUGACAUAAUAUUUCUUGAACUUGACUUAUUAGAGACCAAAUGCCACAUUCUCAGCCCUACACCUCUUGCAAAUUGCACAGUACGGAGCUUCAUAGACCACGCAGUGGAGGGUGACUGUGAUAUCAAACUGCAGAGGGUAGAUGGACAGUUAUCUGUACUUGCCAGUAAAUGCCACUCACAUGCAGACUCCAGUGAAGAUGUUCUCCGGUUCUGCCCUGACUGUCCACUGCUGGCAAGUUUGAAUAACACGGAGGUGUUAGCAACUGUUACAGCUGCUCUCCAUGACCACAACAGCAAAACUGUUGAUACCUACCUCAGACUGCUUGAGAUUGGAAGAGCCAGAAUACAGUAUCACCCAGUGCAUGUUGUCUCUGUUGAGUUUGCUGUGGCUGCCACGAACUGCUCAGCAGCAGAAGCUAAAGCUGAUGUGGGGACUUGUCAACUGCUGCCCGACGAUCAGUCGAACUUUGGUUUCUGCACAGCACAAAUGGUAACAAAGCCCUUGCAGGACCUCAAAGUGGACUGCCAGCUCUAUGGACAUCAGCCUGGAGUUACCUACCCUCAACCAGGUCAAGACACNNNNGCAGGAAUGGCACCCAGUGUUGUACAAGGCUUCCCAAACCAUAACCUUAGGCUUUCCCACAAUAGCCCUUUUGCAUCUGAAUCCAGCUCUUCAGAAUUUCCUUCCAUGAUCUCAGCCAAAUCUGUAGCAAAGAGAGCAGUUGCCAAAGUUGCUCAGCAUGACAAAGUACCUCACCCAGUUGGCUUUGUGCCUCCUCCUCCUCCAUGCCCUGGGAAGGUUCGCCAUUUCAAGAUUUAG
Messenger RNA from Chaetura pelagica (chimney swift), 1035 nucleotides. It is a transcript of the gene AHSG, whose product is annotated as alpha-2-HS-glycoprotein. The record is from RefSeq and is a predicted model, not a curated record. Gene Ontology annotation, molecular function: cysteine-type endopeptidase inhibitor activity. Gene Ontology annotation, biological process: negative regulation of endopeptidase activity. Lineage: Eukaryota; Metazoa; Chordata; Aves; Apodiformes; Apodidae. The transcript is spliced from 8 exons. Bases 1 to 1035 code for a protein of 344 amino acids. Gene Ontology annotation, cellular component: extracellular region; blood microparticle; extracellular matrix.